CAUUACGCAGAUGGGAUUUUAUUUACUUGCCGAAGAGGAAACAAGAAAUAAAAGCAGCUGGAGUGGAGAGAGAAACGACCAAAGGAGUGAGCAAUCGAAGAUGGCAGCAUCGGCUAUGGUUCUAGAUCCAAAACCCUCUUCGGAGCCACCGGCUUCAAGGUACGAUCCGCAGGAGCACUCGACGGUCUCCUCUUCCGAUGACGACGACCUCUACGGCCGUCUCAAGUCUCUGCAACGCCAGAUCGAGUUUGUGGACAUUCAAGAAGAGUACGUGAAGGACGAGCUCAAGAACUUGAAGCGAGAGCUUCUCAGGGCUCAAGAGGAAGUCAAGAGGAUCCAGUCGGUGCCUCUCGUCAUCGGGCAGUUCAUGGAAAUGGUAGAUCAGAACAACGGUAUUGUCGGAUCCACCACGGGCUCCAACUACUACGUUCGGAUCCUCAGCACUAUCAACCGCGAGCUUUUGAAGCCUUCGGCGUCCGUGGCGCUGCAUCGCCACUCCAAUGCCCUCGUUGACGUUUUGCCGCCCGAGGCCGACUCCAGCAUCUCGCUUUUGAGCCAGUCUGAGAAGCCCGAUGUUACAUACAACGAUAUUGGAGGAUGUGAUAUUCAAAAGCAGGAAAUUAGGGAAGCUGUUGAAUUACCCUUGACACAUCAUGAACUAUACAAACAAAUUGGAAUAGAUCCUCCACGGGGUGUGUUGCUUUAUGGCCCACCAGGCACAGGUAAAACUAUGCUUGCAAAGGCCGUUGCUAAUCAUACAACUGCAGCUUUUAUAAGGGUGGUUGGUUCAGAAUUUGUUCAGAAGUAUUUGGGUGAGGGUCCUCGAAUGGUUCGUGAUGUGUUUCGUUUGGCCAAAGAGAAUGCUCCUGCAAUAAUCUUCAUAGAUGAGGUAGAUGCUAUCGCAACUGCAAGAUUCGAUGCCCAAACUGGGGCUGACAGAGAAGUGCAACGAAUCCUCAUGGAACUCUUAAAUCAGAUGGAUGGGUUUGAUCAAACCGUGAAUGUGAAGGUCAUAAUGGCAACCAACCGUGCUGACACUUUAGACCCGGCACUGUUACGUCCUGGUAGGCUUGAUCGCAAGAUUGAAUUCCCUUUGCCUGAUAGACGACAAAAGCGACUUGUUUUCCAGGUUUGCACUGCAAAGAUGAACCUAAGUGAUGAAGUUGAUUUGGAAGACUAUGUUUCGCGACCUGAUAAAAUUAGUGCUGCGGAGAUAGCAGCAAUCUGCCAGGAAGCUGGAAUGCAUGCUGUUCGCAAGAAUCGGUAUGUUAUACUUCCGAAGGACUUUGAAAAAGGCUACCGUACUAAUGUCAAGAAGCCAGACACUGAUUUUGAAUUCUACAAGUGAUGAUAUGUAGAAGCAUGUGGGAGCAGCCAGCUCAAUGGAUAUUCAUUUGUAGAAGUUUUAUUUAGCUGUAGCUUUUAAUUAUUAAAAAAAAAAAAACAGUUCUUCAUUUUAAUUAUUCCCGUCAUGUUUGUGAAGUGUAUCUUUGUUUUUGUGUUAAUUUCUCCGAAAGUUACAGGGGAAAACAUGAUUUCGGGCCUGCUGGAUGCUAUUAAACAAAAAAAGAAAAAAAAAAAAAGAACAGUUGGUUCAUCUCACACAAAAA
Malania oleifera is the source of this 1610-nucleotide messenger RNA. Its product is annotated as 26S proteasome regulatory subunit 6B homolog. NCBI's taxonomy places the organism in Eukaryota, Viridiplantae, Streptophyta, Magnoliopsida, Santalales, Ximeniaceae. The coding region runs from base 11 to 1348 and encodes 445 amino acids. The record is from RefSeq and is a predicted model, not a curated record. Gene Ontology annotation, biological process: proteasome-mediated ubiquitin-dependent protein catabolic process. Gene Ontology annotation, molecular function: ATP binding; proteasome-activating activity; ATP hydrolysis activity. The transcript is spliced from 6 exons. Gene Ontology annotation, cellular component: proteasome regulatory particle, base subcomplex.